AUGACCUUAGCCGUUAUCUCCAACUCUUCUGGGGUAAAUUCUCCCAAGGGAUCCGGGGUUGGUGCCUGGGUUCUUUCAGGUGUUAGCGGUAUGUUUAAGGUAUCCUUAUGGAGAAGGGGAGAAACUGGGAAUUUAACAAGCACCAAUCCUUCUGUUUUUCGUGUAACCCGAUCAAACUCACCAGUGACUCAACAAACGGACGCAACUAAAGCAGAGAUAAAACGAGUGGAAACACUAGAACUUAUGAAAGAAGCAAGAGCCCUAGCUGACAAAAACAACUUGGAAGAUGCUCUGAAUAAGGCUGUUAAAGCUCGUAAUAUGCUCGAGGAUAUUGACCUUAAGAAGCCAAACUCGGUGAUUGAGACACUGAAACAAGAGUUGGAUGAAAUGGUGAAGUUUCUGCAAUCAGAAGAAACGUACAAAAACAAAGGCCGUUCUUUCGCUUGUUGUUCUGAGACUUGCCACGACCGACAACGUUUUGCUUCAAGAGGUAAAGAUGAAAAUAUACGUCCUUAUGCAACUCCGCGUAUGGACACAUACUUUGAGCAAGCCAAGGAAUUCGAGAAGGAUCCGAGCAAGCCUCUUCCAACUGCUGCCGACGACGAAAAGCAAGAGCUCCUUGCUGAUCCCCUUGCUGGCAUUGCACCUUCUCUUAGCCACUACCUUGAGGUUGCUAUUGAUGCUCUAAAAAACAUUCAAAGAAUCGUUAACCAAAGGCCUAAAGUUUAG
Molecule: messenger RNA, 729 nt
Organism: Chenopodium quinoa (quinoa)
Lineage: Eukaryota; Viridiplantae; Streptophyta; Magnoliopsida; Caryophyllales; Amaranthaceae
Exons: 2
Coding region: 1-729 (242 amino acids)
Source: RefSeq, a predicted model, not a curated record